Ceraceosorus guamensis is the source of this 3263-nucleotide messenger RNA. RefSeq lists its product as hypothetical. The transcript is spliced from 9 exons. The record is from RefSeq and is a predicted model, not a curated record. Gene Ontology annotation, biological process: phosphatidylcholine biosynthetic process. The coding region runs from base 127 to 3165 and encodes 1012 amino acids. Lineage: Eukaryota; Fungi; Basidiomycota; Exobasidiomycetes; Ceraceosorales; Ceraceosoraceae. Gene Ontology annotation, molecular function: phosphatidylethanolamine N-methyltransferase activity.
AUUCGCUCUCCUCGCAACUUUCUGCUGGGAAACAGGGCCAGGGUGCAGCUGUACAGCUGAAGCUGCUAAAACGAGGUCGCGUGUCGGACUUCCAGCUCAUUUUUCACCGCCCAGGCAACUGUCAGCAUGAGCGCUACAGGUGUUGCCGACAAACCGGAAGGUCUUCGACAGAGAGCCAAUGCUUCAAGCUCAAGCGACAAGACUUCCUCUUCUGUGCCGCAAGAUGCAGAGCAGAAGGGACACAAGGUGCUGGGUCGCACCUCUGAUGGCACCGUCUUCGAAGUGCCCGAGACUCCGGAUAUGCUCACCUCCAUCUUCUCGCCGUACGCGCCAAAGACACCACUCGAUAUCUUGACGAUUGUCAGCUUGUCAGCUCAGGUGCUGCUGUUCUUUGCGCUGUCGCGCAGCUCCGCUCGCAUCGUCUUCGCGUGCUAUUUUGCGUUCUGGAGAGCAGCAUACAACGCUGGUCUCGGCUGGGUGCUGAAGCAACAGAGCGAGCACAAUUGGAUCGUGAAGAUAGUAAAGCGCGAAGGUUGGAUGGAUAAGAAGAGCAGCCCGAAGAUGGAAGAGGCUGUCAGGAAGCAUCUGAAAGCAAAGAUGGGCAAAGGAUACAAGUAUGAAAAAGUGCCCAUCGAAUACAACAUCUGGCUGCUUUUUAGGUCCAUCGUAGACGUCAUCUUGCUCAACGAUUUCACAGCAUACAGCCUCUUCGCGUUCUCUUGCACCCGCCUUCCAGAGGGUCAUAGCGCAAUGAUGCACGUUCUUCGUUGGGCAGCGGGCUGGACACUCAUCUUUUUCAAUCUGUGGGUCAAGAUGGAUGCUCAUCGAGUCGUAAAGGACUACGCGUGGUACUGGGGAGAUUGUUUCUUCCUCUGUCUCCAGUCCUUGGUAUUUGAUGGAGUGUACGAGCUCGCACCGCACGUGAUGUAUUCGAUUGGCUACGCCGGCUACUACGGCCUGUCACUAGUCUCGGGCUCGUAUGCAGUACUGUUCGUCUCCCUGGCAGCACACGCCAGUCAAUUUGCGUUCUUGAUGUGGUUCGAAACGCCACAUAUCGAUCGCGUGUACGGGGAGAAGAAGCCGCUUGCUGCUCGGGUGCCCCUACGCACUGCACCCUAUAAUGCUGCCUCUGCAGAUGCUGCGAAAGGCCGCGGAGAGGCGAAGCGCCCUCGGGCAGACUCGGACGCGUUGCCCUCGCCACGACUUGCGAUGUCACCUUUGACUGGACAUUCUGGCGACCUUCAGUCGACAGAUGACGACGAUCUCGGCCAUUCCACCGAUCUGAGCCCCGAGGAAGCCCAACGCAUGCGGUUCCAGGCUGAGAGAGAGUCUCGCACCCGCGCUACGAAUCUUCACGACCUUCAUCAUAAGAUUUUCAAGCGCGAUGUGGUGGUGUUCAAGAACUUGGAUCCUUUGAGAGGAUCAGACUUUCAGCUCAUCGUAGCAUCUUUCUACGCACUCGUGCCAUUCCUGCUGCCGACGAGCAGACUCGGCUCUACCACGACGCUUGUCCUCGCUUACUUGAAUGCACUGGCUUGGCGUGCCUUCCACUCUGGGGGACUUGGUCUUAUUCUUAGCAAGCAGAGCCAGUCGAAGUGGAUGGUUCGCCAUUUUCUGAAGCAUUACUCAUUCAAUAGUAGCGCAGAUGCAGUAUACGAGACGUUUGAUUCUUGGAAGAUUAUCUACAACACUAGUCUGGUCAUGACCUACAUCUCGUAUGGCAUCCUCUGCUGGAAAUGCUAUGUGCCGCUCGGCUCUGACUGGCAGGUUGGCACAGAUUUGCUACGCCACGUCCUCGGCGUACUCCUCAUCGCGCUACACGUGUGGGCUGCCCACGACAGCUACAACGUUCUAGGUCCAUUCGGCUGGCUGUACGGUGAUUUCUUCAUCGACGAGUUCCCCCAUCAACUGCACUCGGUAGGCAUCUUCCGCUUCCUCAAUUCUCCCGAGCGCAGCGUCGGUCAGGCUGCAUUCUUUGGCCUGAGCCUCAUCUCCGGAUCAAAGCUGGCCUUAUCAAUAGCCAUUCUUAGCCAUGCUGCGCAUUGGGCGUUCUUGAGCUUAGUGGAAAAUCCCCACAUGCGCAAGCUGUAUGGAGAAGCUGCAUUGAGCCGCGAAGGGGGUGUCACAAAACAGCUGAAGGGUGCGGCGACGCGCAAUGCUGGGCUCUUCCGGGCAGCGCAGGAUCAUCCGCGCGUCCGCGAGAUGCGAGCCGAGCUGGAGCGAGUGCAAAAGGAUGCUAGCAACCGUCUGGAAGACUUUGGCGCUCGCUUUGAUGGAAUGGUGAAGGACACGAGGACCUUACUACAACAAGGCAGAGACAGGCUGCUGAUCGUGCGCACAGGUGAGGACAUUUCCACCAUCGACACAUCUUUGUACAAUUUGGAGGUCCAACCCUCUGCCGCGGGGAACAGGCGCUUCUAUCUUGGCGAACCGAUCUCCGUCAAGUGGCGUGCACCAAGCACUCAUUCUCGUCGCGACUGGAUCGGCAUCUAUCAGGUCUCGCGCCUCGGCGGCCCUCGAGGAGCAGAUGGCGAGCAAGCUCUUGUCACACGCAUCUCCAGCCACGGGAAGUGGGUCGGCGUUGCAGAAGAUGAAUGGGACGGCGACGUGCACAAUGGUGCUUUGCCGCUCACACCAAGCGCUGCUCCAAGCGGCGAGGUGGAGAAGAGCCUGGGUACGCCAGCACUUCAAUCGGGUACCACAAUUUUCAAGGGUGCCAAGUUGCCAUGGCAGGAGGGUAUUUACGAAAUUCGCUAUCACCACGAUGCGAAGCACAAUGUUCUUGCUCGAAGCAGUCGCCUAGAGAUUUAUGUCGACAAACCUGCCGACCCCACGUCUUUCGACAAGACAUACGCUGUGUUGGGAAAGAUUGUGUUGGCCGCUUUGGACAAUAAUAACUCUUACGCCCCUCGAUCGCAAACAGGCCGGCCUCAAGCCGAAUCCAUGCCUGAAGGUCGCACUUCGGAUGAAGACCCCGACGAUUUCACUAUUUGGGACCGUGCACAAGCCAAGCGAAUCGCUUCCGGAAUUCAGCAAGCCUUCGACGUUGAUUACUCAGUCGAUGUCGUCGUCGCAGUGGCAAACUUGCGCAAGCUGGCGCACGAUAUCGUCGAAGCGAGGCAAAUACUGGACCCUAACUUCCGUCCAACGCUCUUGCACCAAUGAAGGGCUGAGAGCUGCGGCGCACUUCUGCGCUGUUGCUUUGACUCUAGCCCACAAAGAGGCGCCAGGCUUACACAGGAGGGGGGGAAGAGGUGGCGGUG